This is a messenger RNA of Rubroshorea leprosula, 1772 nucleotides long. The record is from the annotation of a GenBank genome assembly. Lineage: Eukaryota; Viridiplantae; Streptophyta; Magnoliopsida; Malvales; Dipterocarpaceae.
UCUUUUUCUUCUCCCCGAUGCUCUGCCUCCCCGACCAGCCCCCCCCCUAAGCUACCGACUUCUUCCUCCUUUGAAAGUCGGUAGAAGACUUGAAAUUUCUUCUUUCCUUCUUGUUCAAGAACUGAUUUUGGGGCUUAGAACUCUCCUUAAACCCAGAAUUUUCCCCAGAUCUGCUCGGUCUCUUCCUCCCCUGUCCAUCGGGUUCUGCUGGGUGUGGAUCCUUCGGCUUUUCUGCCGCGAGUUCCCCUGCAGAAUUUCUUCUUCUCUGCCGCCGGCUUCUCCCCCCUGCUAGGUUCGGUUUUGCUUGCUGAAUUCCGGUUUUGAUCGUUCUGUCACCAUAGCACUUGGGUUAGCCUUCUGUUCUGUGCGAGUAAGGUAAGUAAAUUAUGGUAAAACCCUUCAAUUUUAAAGCAUGUUUUAAACUGUUUUUGAGAUGGUGGCAAGGUUCAAAUUAAUUUUAAAUUGAUUUUAUCAGCAUUUGAGUGUGGUUAAACUGAAAUGGAAAUCGUGAUGAUUUCUGUGAGAAUUUCACUAUUUUUCUGGAAUUGAGCAUGAAUGGAAUAAAAAUGAGGAUUUUAUUGAUUUCCUGGAAUUGAGCAUGAUUGGAAUGAAAAUGAGAAUUUCAUUGUUUUUCUGAAGUUGAGUAUGCCUAUUUGGAAAUUGACUGAACUGUUUUGAUGAACUGAGAGUUUUUGUAAAUUCUGAGUUUUCUGUUAAAUCCAUACUCACAUGGAUAUUUUCCGGUUGUUUCUGAAAUUGGAGAUUGAUUGUCUUGAUGAUCUGAAAGUGAUUGGUGAAUUAUGUUUUUCUGUUAAUUUUAGCCUGUUUUGUCUCCGAUGUGGUCACGUUUCUGUAAUCCUGCUAGUGAGAGUUAAACGCUAGCACAUGUCGGCCCAUGUCGAUAUGUUAUUGAUGAUCCUGCUAGUGGGGGUUAAACGCUAGCACAUGUCGGCCCAUGUCGAUAUGUUAUUGAUGAUCCUGCUAGUGAGGGUUAAACGCUAGCACAUAUCGGCACCUGUCGAUAUGUUAUUGAUGAUCCUGCUAAUGGGGGUUAAACGCUAGCACUUGUCGGCAUAUGUCAAUAUGUUACUGAUAGAACCAGUUCGUUUCUGUAACCCUGCUAGUGGGGGUUAAACACUAGUAAUUUCUGUUGCUUGUCAGUGAAAGGUUUAUAACACUGGCCGUGACCUAUAGAGGAGAUGUCUAUUUUGUGCUCGUACUGUAUCUGUUUUCAUGAUUAUACUUGUUGGCAUGCUAUGAGUUUAAUUAACGGUUUGUCAGGAAACGUUUUGUUAUUGAACUGAAUCUGAUUUUGCAUUAACGGUUUUGUCAUUGAAUGUUUUGCUAUUGAACCAAAUUUGAUUUCCGCAUUAACGGUUUAUCAGUGAAAGUUCUGUUAUACUUACAUGGUUUAUCUGACAUGUUAAAAGUUUUACCCAAGGGCUAUCCAUAUUUACUUAUUGAGUUAUCUCAUAGUUUUCUUUGUCCACCAUUUCAGGAAGCGAAACCAAGGACGGGGAAACCGAGGGGAGUGACGAGUUAGAAGGCUAGCCAUUUUGUAAAGUGAAUAUAGAUUCGAGAUAUAGAUCAUGAUCUUGUGAAUUAAAGUUUAAUUGGAGAUUUUAUAACUUUAUUUAAUGGAUUGUUAGUUUACAAUAGAUUUGACCUGGAGAAUUUGAGAUUAAAUUAUGUUGGACAUAGAAUUAUUUUGAGAUGAUUGAUUUGAGUUAUUGGAUUGUCAGAUAUGAAUUGAAUAAGUUCUGAGCCUUGUG